Messenger RNA from Aspergillus nidulans FGSC A4, 471 nucleotides. Its product is annotated as fumarylacetoacetate hydrolase family protein. NCBI's taxonomy places the organism in Eukaryota, Fungi, Ascomycota, Eurotiomycetes, Eurotiales, Aspergillaceae. The coding region runs from base 1 to 471 and encodes 156 amino acids. The transcript is spliced from 2 exons. Gene Ontology annotation, molecular function: catalytic activity. The record is from RefSeq and is a predicted model, not a curated record.
AUGAAACUCGAUAUUCCUACUGUGCCGACUCUUUUCCUCAAGCCCAGUACGUCGCUUGGCGAUCCAUACCCUACCUCUUCGACGAUCCUGCCCAAGAUCACGCAGGAGGACGGCACGGGCGACUAUGAGUCCGAGAUGGCGAUCAUCAUCGGACAAGACGCCAAGGAUGUCUCGGAAGAAGAGGCGCUGGAUUACGUCCUCGGGUACACGGCUGCAAACGAUAUCUCGAGCCGGACGAGCCAGAUGAACCAAAGCCAGUGGUGCUUUAGCAAAGGAUUUGAUGGCGCUUGUCCUCUGGGGCCGGUCGUUGGUACGACGCUGCCUGCUGGGACGGUGAUUCUGACGGGCACGCCGCCGGGCGUGGGGGCUGCGAAGAAUCCAAAGGAGUUUUUGAGGGAUGGUGAUGAGUUCCGGGUUGAACUUCUGCCGUUUGUGGGGACGUUGGUUUCCAAGAUUAAGAAUCAGGUUUAG